AUGGGAAUUUGCGAUGAGCCGAGACAAACAGCAUUCGCUCAGCAAGACCAAAUAGUCCUCGACAACGCACCCAAAAAGAACAUUGUCUUCAUCCUCACCGAUGACCAAGAUGCGGUCCUCGACUCGGUGGCUUACAUGCCGCGUUUGAAUAAGCACGUCAUAGACAAGGGAACCUCGUUUGUCAACCACUUUACGACUACAGCUAUUUGUUGUCCCUCGCGUGUUUCGCUGUGGACGGGGAAGCAGCCGCAUAACACCAAUGUCACAGACGUGAGCCCACCCUAUGGCGGGUUCCCCAAGUUUGUUUCUCAAGGCCUCAAUGAAAACUACCUCCCCAUCUGGCUACAAGAAGCAGGAUACAACACAUAUUACACUGGAAAGCUAUUCAACGCACACACAAUCAACAACUACAACUCGCCCUUUCCCGCUGGAUGGACGGGAACAAACUUUCUGCUCGAUCCAGGAACGUACUCGUACCUGAAUCCCAUCUACCAGCGUAACGAUGAGCCUCCAGUACAACACCAUGGAACUCACACUUUGGAUCUGAUUUCCAAGUAUGCACACGACUUGCUUGACGAGGCGAUUAGUUCAGACAAGCCCUUCUUUGUUGCCAUUGCCCCUGUUGCGCCGCAUUCGAAUAUUGAUGUCAACCGGGGUAGUGGCCCUCCUACCAUGACCAUCCCGAUCCCGGCCGAGAGACACUCCCACCUUUUUGAAGGAGUCAAGAUCCCUCGAACGGCAAACUUUAACCCCGACUCACCUAGCGGUGUGAGCUGGAUCCGCCAGCUGUCCCAGCUCAACGAGACGGCCGUGUCGUACUUAGACGACUACUACCGCGCUCGCCUCCAGGUUCUACAGGGAGUCGACGAGAUCGUGGAGCAGGUAAUCCACCAGCUGGACUCAGCCGGGCUCCUCGACGACACGUACGUGGUCUACAGCUCCGACAACGGGUUCCACCUUGGCCAGCACAGGCUGCCUCCCGGCAAGGAGUGCGGUUUCGACGAGGACAUUCGCGUGCCCCUUUUCAUCCGGGGCCCAGGCGUUUCCGCUGGCGCCGUGGAGACGGCCGUGACGACUCACAUCGACCUCGCCCCGACGCUGCUCAAGCUCGCUGGUGCGCGUCUCCGCAGUGACUUUGACGGGACGCCCAUCCCGGUGCUGCCCGGCCCGGGAACCAGGCGCCACGAGCAUGUUGCUGUAGAGUAUUGGGGGAUAGCUCUCGCUGAGGGAGAGAUCGGCGGUUUUGAUGGGAAGGGACAGAUUCUCAUGCCUAAUAAUACGUACAAGGGGGUUAGGAUAGCACAUGAGGACUAUGAUCUAUACUACUCGGCUUGGUGCAGCAAUGAGCACGAGCUCUACGAUCUCAAGACGGAUCCAGGACAACUGUACAACCUCUUCCCUGAGGAUGAUGACGUGACGGCCGAUGUGUCACUCCUAGGAAAGAGUACACGUCAGGUCAUAGACCGACUUGACGCCUUGAUGCUGGUUCUCAAGUCGUGCAAAGGAGAGUCGUGUAUCGAGCCCUGGAAGAUCCUCCAUCCAGAUGGCGACGUAGCAAGCUUGAAGGACGCCCUGGAUGACAAGUUUGACGAGUUUUACGAGCAGCAGGUCAAAGUCAGCUUCGACCGCUGCGAGGACGGGUAUCUGAUCGAUGCCGAGGGACCACAAGUCGGUUACCAGUACCGAGACGGCCUCGAGUGGCAUCACUGGACCUGA
Molecule: messenger RNA, 1716 nt
Organism: Fusarium vanettenii 77-13-4
Lineage: Eukaryota; Fungi; Ascomycota; Sordariomycetes; Hypocreales; Nectriaceae
Exons: 6
Coding region: 1-1716 (571 amino acids)
Biological process (GO): phenol-containing compound metabolic process
Molecular function (GO): arylsulfatase activity; glycosaminoglycan binding; N-acetylglucosamine-6-sulfatase activity
Source: RefSeq, a predicted model, not a curated record